Molecule: messenger RNA, 1146 nt
Organism: Arachis stenosperma
Lineage: Eukaryota; Viridiplantae; Streptophyta; Magnoliopsida; Fabales; Fabaceae
Exons: 1
Coding region: 1-1146 (381 amino acids)
Source: RefSeq, a predicted model, not a curated record
AUGACUGAUCACUCAGAAACUCAGCAACAUUCCCGAACCAAUGCCGACCUCAUGGCCGCUAACGCCGCCAUCCUAGCGAAAAAUCAGCGAAUGGCCGAGCUGUUGGCUGCAAUGCAGAACAAUGGGAAAUGGAAGGUCGAUAGCAAAAAGACAAACGCCGACCAGCACGAAGAGCAUCAGUCAGAGUCCAAUGCAAAGACAGGGGAAACACACCCCAAAUCCGGAAGACGACGAACCAAUCCAUUUUUCAAAGAAAUAAUGAAUUUCAAAAUGCCUAAGAACUUUACACUCCCUAUGAGUCUAACACCAUAUAAGGGGAUCGGAGAUCCUAAAGUUCAUAUCACAAAAUUCGAGUCUAUGAUGUUCCUCAAUAGUGACUCUGAUCCCACCCUAUGCCGAUCUUUUCCAACCUUUUUAGAUGGAGCUGCCUUACUGUGGUUUUCUAACUUGCCUGCAGGAUCUAUAACCAGCUUUGACGAGUUCGCCAAGAUGUUCAUCAACCAUUUCGCGGCAUCCAAAAUUUAUGUAAGAGACUCGGACUACCUCAGAAUAAUUAAACAAGGGCAGCACGAAAGCCUUAAAGACUAUAUGACACGUUUCACGAUGGCGGCCAUGGAGAUCCCCGACCUCAACCCAAAAGUACAGCUGCACGCGAUAAAAAGUGACCUCAGGCCUAGAAAAUUCCAGGAAGCUAUCGUUGUGGCAAAACCAAAGAUGCUGGAGGAAUUUCGAGAUAAAGCAACUGGACAAAUCGAAAUAGAAGAGUUCCGUGAAACUCGGAGAAACGAGAGACCACCGUCCAGGAAGGAAGAAGAAAGGCCGUAUAGGUCCCAAAACAGAGAUCUCAAAAAACCUUUCAAGCUAGUUCCGAAGUUCAAUUCAUACACCAAGUUCAACACUAAAAGGGAAGACAUAAUCAAAGAAAUCCUUCACAAUAAACUCAUAGAACCACCGAGCCAAGCAGGUACGUACCAAGACCAGAGGUACAUUGACAAGACCAAACACUGUGCCUUCGACCAAAAAUUCGGCCAUACCACGGAUGAAUUUAUGGUGGCUAAGGAUACAUUGGAAAGGCUAGUGCGACAAGGUUUGUUGGAUAAAUACAUCGGGAAGCAAGUACGGAAAGAUCCGCCGACUUCGGACUAG